This is a messenger RNA of Oncorhynchus mykiss (rainbow trout), 1641 nucleotides long. It is a transcript of the gene cishb, whose product is annotated as cytokine inducible SH2 containing protein b. Gene Ontology annotation, cellular component: phosphatidylinositol 3-kinase complex. The record is from RefSeq and is a predicted model, not a curated record. NCBI's taxonomy places the organism in Eukaryota, Metazoa, Chordata, Actinopteri, Salmoniformes, Salmonidae. Gene Ontology annotation, molecular function: 1-phosphatidylinositol-3-kinase regulator activity. Gene Ontology annotation, biological process: intracellular signal transduction; phosphatidylinositol phosphate biosynthetic process.
CAAUUUGAGUCAGCUUUUCUGGAAAGUCCUCUACUUGGAAGUCAUCAGCUGCGCAUUACUUGUGAAGCCAGCUGGGCCGCUUCCAUAGCCCUGUCGCGCGGCAGAGAAGUAAACGGAGCACGUAUGGAGCCAAUCGAAACGCAGCGCAGGUCAUAAGCGCAGUUCCGAGAAACCGAGUGGGCAAAAUUGGCCCCUGCCACCGCCGCUGCUGAAAUACAAAGCUAUUCUUAGAAUUAGAUUCCUAGAACUUCCGUCAACCCGCAAAACUGAAUUUACAGGAGAGGCGUUUUCUCACCGUCUUUCUGUAGAAUAAAACAUAGAACAGUUGUUUCUGGCGAGUGGAUCACUGCGUUGGACCUAGCCUAUCUAUCUCUGCCAAUGUUGACACUGACACAUUUCCUUAUCACCAAAAGAAGUUAAGAUUUUUUAUUUUUGGCAAAAUAUCAGUAUAGUCGGUUGAGAUAAUGAGAAUUUUUUUUUUGUCGGAUUAUUGGCGCCAUGACAGCAUGAACUCAGCGACUGUUCCUACAAAUUAAGAAUCACUGGAUCUGUUAAAUAAUUAUAUAGCCUAUCACAUUUUUUCAACUGGAUUGAAUUUCAUUAUGAUUGUGUGUUCAAAGGGCUCUGUUGCCAGGGCCACCUUCGGAUAUGAUUGUCAGGACGAUGAGCAGCAUGCAGCAGGAUCAUGGUGAGAGAGGAGGGUCAUGUCAGAAUCCAGCGGCCCCUCUCUACGACUCUACAGAGGACCUCUGCAGCAUAACCAACACCUUCCAGUACCUGCAGAACUCAGGUUGGUACUGGGGGUCUAUUUCAGCCAGUGAGGCUCGAGAUGCUCUCCUGAAGAUGUCAGCGGGAACCUUCCUGGUACGCGAUAGCAGCCACCCCCUCUACAUGCUGACCCUGUCAGUGAAGACGGCCUUUGGCCCCACCAAUGUACGCAUUGAGUACAUCGGGGGUCGGUUCCGGCUGGACUCCAGCUCUCCAGGCCCCCCUCACUUGCUGUCCUUCCCUGAUGUCUGCAGCCUUGUACAGCAUUACGUGGAGGACACUCCUCAACCUAAAGCCAAACCCAGGUCGCCCCAGCCCGCAGUGAAGGGCAAUGCAGUACUGCUCAAGCUGCUGCGUCCCCUACCCCAGGCCUUCCCUUCCCUCCAGCACCUUACCCGCCUCACCAUCAACCACCACACUGACUGUCCGUACCAGCUGCCCCUGCCAUGCCCGCUAGUGCGCUACCUUCAGGACUACCCCUUCCAGGUAUGACGUAUGAUGGUCAUCUGGCAACCAUCCCCGCCCAAGGAAGGGCACACAGCAGCUCUAGCGUCCUCCCAUUGAGGGCCAGAGGUUAUUACCUUUUGCUUAUAGGGUCAGAAAUGGCCUCAGCUCAGCCGGACAGUGGCACCAUGGGAAGCAAUGUGCAGUGUUGUCUGGGAAGAGUAGAACUAUACACAUCUCACUGGGCCUUGGGCUUCUCAUACAGACACACAUGAACCAGACUCCUAAAAUGAAAUUUCUAUCAACAUUUAUACUGUUUACUUUAAUAUUUUGUCAAGGAUUUUAUAAGAGUUAAAUUAUAUGGAUUAAUUGUCAAUGAAUGCAAAUAAAUAUAUUUUAUAGUAAAAAUGGUAAUAAAAGAUGUCUCUU